This is a messenger RNA of Melanaphis sacchari, 1261 nucleotides long. RefSeq names its product ATP synthase mitochondrial F1 complex assembly factor 1. Gene Ontology annotation, cellular component: mitochondrion. The record is from RefSeq and is a predicted model, not a curated record. NCBI's taxonomy places the organism in Eukaryota, Metazoa, Arthropoda, Insecta, Hemiptera, Aphididae. Bases 106 to 1143 code for a protein of 345 amino acids. Gene Ontology annotation, biological process: mitochondrial proton-transporting ATP synthase complex assembly. The transcript is spliced from 5 exons.
ACGGACCUCUUUAUAAUUAUGUUAAGUAAUUCAUAAAUCUAUUUAAAAAUAUUUGAUUCGUUUCAAAUUACAUAAUUAAAUUAAUUUUCAUCAAACAUCACCAAAAUGCUGAUGGCGUUAAAUCGUCAUAUGUUGCAUAAUAGUCUUUUGAAGUUUCAACAACACAUAGCAACCUCCAGUAAUACAUUAAAAGUUGUUGCUUCAAAUGCGGUGGCUAAUAACAAUGGAUUGACUCAAACAAUUAAAAGAUCUAGUUCAUUUCAACAACAAUCGUCUUCUUCAGACAGUGAAGGAGAUGACACUUUAAAAAACAACCCAUAUUAUACAGCUUAUGCUGAGAAAUUGCAAGAUCUUAAAAAGAAAAAUGCUAGUGCCUACAAAGAAGCAUUACAACGCUUGCGUAAAAAACAACAAGAAAAUGUUAAUUCUGUUGAUGCGGCAGAAGUAAAUACUCCGAAAGUUGUGUCUGACAAAAUUAGCAGUACUGAAACUAAACCACAAGCAAAACCAAAACGAAGACCAUCCCAAACACUACUAAUCAAACCAAAAACUUUAGAUCAAGUUAUGAACAUAGAAUUGCUACGUGACAAAUCAUGGCGAGAUGUAACUGAAAUAUGGUUGGCAUAUCAUAGGACACGUGAUGAAACUUUGAGUGCAGUUAUUCCUUUAAACCAGUUUGAACAAUUUUAUAACCAAUCUAUUAAAUAUCCGAUGUUCAUAUUACCACUCCCACGCAACACUAGUGGUUACGAGUUCAUAUUUGCCCAGUUCCAGCACUAUCAAGAGCAUUCAACAUCUAAUUGUACAGUUCACUUGACACCAUUGAUUAGUUAUCAGACGUUUAAAGAAAAUGCACCUGAGUGUAUGACCAUUGAAUAUUAUACUGACCUUUGCAACAGUGAUAAAGCUAUUGAAAACGGUGAAUCUGAUAAUGAAUCAUAUGUCUUGAUGAGAUCUACGUAUGAUGGAAAACUAUUAUCUGCUGCUGAAGCAGCUUGCCUUGUCAACCAGUUGCGUAUAUUUUACGGUGUAGAUUCUGGAGUCACAGACAAAGAAAAACUUUUGAAAUCAUUCAAUGAAGGAGACGUAACGUUCAAACACUCAGACGUAAUUGCUCUAGUAGAAACCUUGAGCAUUUCAUAAUAUAAAUUAUUUAAUAACAGUGGCGAGUGUCUCUCAAACAUAGAACUUUUAUUUUAAUUCUAAAGUAGGAAUACAACCAACGUGUGUGUUUAAAAUAAAAAAUAUUACCUAGCAAUAA